CCUGAGCCUGGCUGAUUCGUUUUCGUUUACUUCGGAGCAAGACUCUGUGCAAGUAAGACUGUUUUGCGCUCUGUGGUUAAACACACUGCUUUGCCCGAAUUUUACCUGGGCAUUUCAGGGCAACUUUUUUAAUAAGGGUCAAGGACAAUACACAAGUCAGGUGAAGGAUAUUUUAGUGGCAACAAUCCUUUUGAGUGUAUGAGUGAACAGUGCCGGAAAAUGUAGUUGUGUGCGACGGAAAGCAUGGGCAGCGCGAAGUUUAGUUCCCUCGGAUUAACGUUUGUUGUGAUCUGUCUGGUUGUUGAAGUUGGCGCCACAAACGCGACUGACAAUGUGCGGCACGAGUUGACCCCCGCUAAGCCGGACAGAGCGAACCUGACGACGUUCCAAGGGCCACCCCGAAGCGGGCAGCGGAGUCUCGGGUCGUGCUCGCCGGAAUGCCUGCGGUGCGAGGUGGAAGGCUGCUUCAAGUGCACCGGGGUCAUCGUCCACGGGAGCCGCGAGUGCAGGGUCGAGUGCCCCCCGGGUUACCGUCAGCAGUGGUCUUCGCGGGUCGACUACAUGGGCCUCAUGUGCACUGAGAGCAACAUGGUCGGUGCGGGAUGGCUAGGUGGCCUGGUGACAGGCGGCCAGGAGCUGACGGUGCUCAUCGGCGUAGCGUGCGGCUCCCUGCUCUGCGUACUGGUCCUGGUGGCCGCCUGUGCCUUCAUCUCGUACCGGCGGGCCAAAAUAAGGCGACCGCCGCCUUUGCAUGCCAUCAGGAGCAGAUUCGACGCUGCCGCUGCAGCCCAACCAGCCAGUCAGCAACAGUGGCUCACGCCCCAAGAAAUACAACUGCGCAAGGAAUUCGCCAAACAAGUGUCCGUUCUGCGACCAGAGGCGCCGGUUUUUCUCGCCAUGCUGAACGACACGCGGCGCAAAGUGCGUGAAAUGUUCCGUCCCAACGGCACCGACUCCAGGUCGAAAGCAUACAGGACGGUGCUGAGAGAUCUGACUCGCAUUUUAACGCUCUUGAACCGGCACGAAACGCGGCUGGGUCCGCCACCUCCAGACUGGGACACUUUAUUAGACUGGGCGGAACGCUCUCUGAGAAGGUAUAAAAAGAGCAUCAACAACGAAGGGGUUGGAAGUGCUUGCAGCUCCGGCGCCACAUCUUCCUCCGCCUCAUCAACGCCUACCUCAAGUCACGCACUCAAUCAGCACCAUCUAAAUUAUGAAGCCCAUGACGAAGAGAAUUUGACAGACAAUGAUGAAACAAAAGGUUGUGAGUCAAUUGAAAUACCAGCCCUGCUACAAAGUGCUUCAGAGUGGUCACAAAAUUCGCUGUAUUACUAUGAAAGCUACUACCCCCUGGGCUUCAGACCUCAAGAUGAAAUCACCACUGAAUUAUGAACCACGCGGGAAAUAAAUCCCAUGCAGUGUUGUGCCUUUCAGCCAAAGCUCACACCGGGACGAUUGUGCCAAUGUGAAUUUAAAUCUGUGCAAAUACUGCGAAUUUCUCAUGUUGUGUUUUUUCUGUACUGAUCACGAGACUAUCUCCCAGACCAUGUCUAACCCAUACAAGCCAAAUGUAUUAUGGAAAAUACCCCAGCAAGGACUUGUUUCACAUCUAGUCACCCCCAAAAACGAUUCACUCACUAUCUCAAGUUAUAGUUAAUGUGCAGGGCAAAUAAAUUCAGGUGCUAUUUUUCUGCCCUUGCUAACUUUUGUUCCCCGUUCCAUUGAAAUAAGCUUUUGGCACUGUCAAUUAAAAUGAUAUAUAUUAUGUGUACAGUAUUUUAUAACUAGCAUGCAGCUAAGUGUCAUGAUGUGUUAUAUCUGAAAAAUAAAUACCAGCAUACGGUAAAACUAAUUUUAUUCUUUAAAGCUUAUCGGCGAAUUGUAAAUUUUCUCGAUUUGUUUAAGAUGUGAAAUGGUUGAAUGCAAUAAUUGGAGGUGCAUAAAUAAAUAAUCUAAAAUGAA
Molecule: messenger RNA, 1962 nt
Organism: Cloeon dipterum
Lineage: Eukaryota; Metazoa; Arthropoda; Insecta; Ephemeroptera; Baetidae
Gene: T48
Product: FU domain-containing protein T48
Exons: 6
Coding region: 244-1392 (382 amino acids)
Source: RefSeq, a predicted model, not a curated record